AUGGAUAAACAGCUUGAAGACUAUUCCGUUUUGUUGUUACAGGUUUUCGACAAACACAACCGUGGUUACAUCAGCGCCUCCGACCUGCGUGCCGUUCUCCAGUGCCUCGGCGAGGACCUGUCCGAAGAAGAAAUCGAGGACAUGAUCAAGGAGGUGGACGUGGACGGCGACGGUCGCAUCGACUUCUACGAGUUCGUGAACGCCCUGGGGGAGCCGGGCGAGGAGUCGGACGUGGAGGCGGAGGACGAGGACGGCGCGGACGGCGAGUGCUCCCCGCCACCCAGCGCCGGCGUCCCCGAGCGCACCGCCGUCCCCGUGUGAGACGCCCCGCCCCUCGUCAGCCACGACCAGACCCGACAAGGAAAACGCCGCUCGAGCAAUCACAUCGUCAUCACGCAAUUACACAUUGUUUUGGCAUCUCUCCAGACAGGGUUGUCGGAAGCGUGCUAAAAAAGGAUGGAUUCAGGAAACCCAUCUUCCUGGCAGCAUGUGCAGCACCCUCCAGCUGAACACCGAAAAGCAAAUUCUUUGAAUCAUAAUCAUGUUAUGUAAAAUUACCUUGAUUUUCCUGCACAAUUAAAAUACACUUUCUCAAUUUCUACAAGAGGCAAAUUCCUGCUCUAAUGUUCGUUCCAUCUCCUAAUACAGCUUUCGAAGUUCCUGGCUUCUGGAGAGAUUUGUAGUACAUUACUAGGAAUUUUUGCGAGAAACAAUUCUAUUCAAAUCAUAUUUAUUAAGUUGAAAUUGCAAUUUCAAAAUCAAUAACAAUAUUAGUACUCACUAAUUCAAAUGUUGUAACCUUCUUAGUCUGUCAAGGUUUUGCUAUUUAAUUUGUUAUUAAGAUCUCUCUCUCCCUCUCUAUUCACUUGUAAAACGAGGAUAUUUGUUUUUGAAAUUAGCACUUCAUAAACUUUAAAGUUAAAUUAUAUCUGAAAAGUAGGCCUAUAUUAACAUUCUAUUUGUAUGUAUUUAAAACCAGAAAUGACUCGUGUUUCAUAGAACAACAAAUGAAAUCGAGAUAUUCAUAAUUGGAAUUUGGAGGCUCAAUAGUCAAUUUUAAAAUCUAGGUGUGGAUGUUAUUACUCUCAGUUACUGAAAGAAUCACGUUAAAAAAAAGGUUGUCCUCGUUAUAACUACUUUCUUCUGUAGCAAUUUUAAAGUUUCAAUUUAUGCAUCUUGGAAGUAAACAAAUCAAAAUGCUGAUGAUCUUGAUAAGAUUUUCAAACCACACUAGACGUUCACUAUUGAUAAUGGAAAAAUUGCAAUGCAAUGAAAUGUAUAUCAAGAACAAAAUUUGGACUGAAUAUUUGGUUCAGCAGAAAUGUCAUAUUUUUUAGUAAAAUUUGUAAUGAGUUUGGUGGUAAAAAUAAAUCAGAAUACUUAUUAAGAGGUAAAUAGUUACCAGAAAACGCAUCUAUUGCACUGUCGGGUUUGAAUUACAUCAGAUGAAAGCAGUAGUGCAGAGGUCAAAGGCAGACGAAUUUUCUUCCUGCCCCCUACCCUCCACCCUGACAAUCCACCGCCCAAGGUGGAAAAUAAAAAAAAAUGGACGCUUCUUCCUAUCUACAGAGAUUUAUAUAAAAGAUCUCUCUCAUUCCUCAACAUUUGUGGAAAUAUAUGCAUGCCCAAUUAGAAAUGGUUCUGUUCUUAUUCAGAUGUGUAGAGAAUUCUCAAGUACUCUUCAUUAUGAAGAACAAAAGAAACUUCAAAAUUUGCAAAUUAAAUUUGUAGAUCUGCUUUUACUUCUACUCAACAAAAAUGACAGGUUUUGGCUUAACUGAAAUAAGCACAAUAGGGUAUGCAUAUAACAAUUACCACAGCUUCAUUUACAUACAUAUCAUUUGUUACAAAUGUCAUUUUGCAUCAUAGUCAAAAUUCUUGUCAGAAGUAGAUUGGAAACUUGAUGUAUAUAUGAAUAUCUUUUACAUAGUAGUAUACAAUACAAAUCCAGUUUUAUGAUUUCUUUCCUCCCUUGAUUUUCUUACUAGGAAUCAUAUAACUGAUUUAUGGAUAAACUUCUGUGUGUAGUAAAUCAUUUUUACCUUUAUUCCUCUAAAAAUUCAAAAUUCCUCAAGGGAUAUUGCAUCGUGACAUGGCUAAAUGGCCAAUUUUUUAUGGAAACAUUCUGCAUUUAACUUGAUCAAAAUGUCAUUUAUUAAACUAAAUAUAUUGUCACUGUCCCAUGGGAAACAGAGAUAUGUAAACACCAUAACCAAAAAAGAUCAUAAACUAACAAAUACAAGUUUAACACAUUUCUCUGAAGAAAACAUGAGACUGGUAGAAUGUCAGAAAGCCCUGUCUUGAGCAUUUCCCUCUAUUGGGAAACAGGAUGGAACAUUGUUUUUAAUAAAUUUUUGUCCCAAUAAAACUGGUGUAGAGAUCCAAAUAAAUUGCCCGCUUAAAUUAUUAUGAAAUUAUAGUUGUGUCACUGUUUACUGAUUGAUCAUAGAAAACAUUUUUUGAUGAGAAUUAGAGCUUUUUAUCAAACUACAAUUAUAUGACUGUCAAGACUUAUACAUAAGGCUUGAUGAAUAUGCAUUUAUUCAUAAGUCACGUCUUCAAUUUUCAAAAAUUAGGAAUUCAUGUCAACAUGUUCAUGACAUCUGCUUAACUCUUGACUGUUUUACGCUGAGUAAUAAGCUCGUGAAUUGGGCUUUUUUUCAUAAAUAGUUUGACAUACUCAGAAAAAAGAUAUGUAUCAUUUAAAUUAACUAUCCCAGUUAUUUUUAUAAGAACUUAAGCUUUAAAUACAUGCAUGCCAUAUCUGUGUGUUGAAAGUAUUGAUUUUUGUAUUAUUACUAAUUUUAUGUGGAUGAAACAAAUAAUGCAAACACAAUUUCUGUAAGUUAUUAGUAAAUACUUCAAUAUGAUGAAAG
Messenger RNA from Gryllus bimaculatus (two-spotted cricket), 2876 nucleotides. NCBI's taxonomy places the organism in Eukaryota, Metazoa, Arthropoda, Insecta, Orthoptera, Gryllidae. The record is from the annotation of a GenBank genome assembly.